AUGGUGACCGCCAUCGAAGUCAAUGCAAAAUUUGAAGCCUUUCGACUAGAAGCGAAAGUAGGCAAGAAAUCUAUGGAUGAAAGGUUGGACAACAUUGAAGAAAGACUUGAUUCCGGACUUGCAGUAAUAGAUGACAAAUUUGAUUCCAAAUUUACAAGCAAUAGAGUGUCAAUUGAAAGGCUUUUGAAAAUUGUUUUUGGCAAACAAUUUGCUAUCACAACAACCGAUAAGUCUUUCCCACAAACUCAUGGUGUUGUGGUUGUCCAAAAUAACCAACUAGCUAUAUUGCCCAUUCAAAAAGGGAGCAAAUCAACCUACAAGACACUAUUGUUGAUAUUACAAAAAAUCGAUGAUCUUGCUAAUGACGACAACGAGGAUACUUCUCCUUUAUCUAUUGUUAGACGUAUUCUUGUAGCCUCUAAAGUAGAAAAUGCUAAAAAUUAG
Molecule: messenger RNA, 444 nt
Organism: Dovyalis caffra
Lineage: Eukaryota; Viridiplantae; Streptophyta; Magnoliopsida; Malpighiales; Salicaceae
Source: the annotation of a GenBank genome assembly